UCCCGGAAACGGUCAUUUACGGGCCACCGGGAGAGGCCAGAAAUGCGAACACUGACCUAUGACGUCAUCGGGACGUUUAGAAGCGUAGCAUCACCUGGACGUAGCCUCAUUUCCCUUCCCGGACAGGUCCUCUGAUAGUUGGGGCUGGUCUGAAUCAAGCCUCUCAUUGGGUACUUAAUUCGUCAAUCUGUUUCAUUGUUCCAGUCUUCCGCCCCGCCUUCCUGAGCUCGCCUCUGAUAGGCUGGCGUGGCCGUCACUUCAGAAAGGACCGCAUUCCUUCCGCCUUUCUGCAGGACACCGAGGGCGAGGAGGGUGGAUCCCAGGCAGCGCCCGCCCCCGGGGCUCUGCUUCCACCUCUGACUGGCUGAGUUUGAUGCCAGUCGCUACUCCACCCCUCUCUGAUUGGCCAGCCGGCCGCCGCUCUGCGCGGCGCCGGCUCCGCCCCCGUCGGGUAUUUGUGGUGGGGCUGCGGAGUCGCCGAUCCCGCCGGAAGCGCCAGGACAAUGGGGACCCGGGACGACGAGUAUGACUACCUAUUCAAAGACAUUCAUCGGGUGCUUACUGGGUGCCGGCGCGGUGCCAGGGCCUGACUCCUGCCCUUGGGGCACACUGGCGAGAAAACACAUGAGUGAAACCUGGCAAGUGCGGGGUGGCGAGAGUUGGUGGAGGGAAAGCCAGGCCGGGGAACAAGGAAGGUUGGGGGACAGCAAGGGCAUCCUUGGCCAAGUGGCCUCUGAGGGAUCCUACAAAGGAGAUGAGGGAGGAGCCAGGCGGGUGCCUCGGGAAGGGGAUUCCAGGCAGAGGGCACAGCCCGUGCAAAGGCCCUGAGGCGGGAGGCACAGCGAGGAGGCGCAUGUGGCUGGAGCAGAGGGAACUGGGGGAGAGAGGGAAGCAGGGAGGAAGAGAAAGAGACAGGGCAGGUGGGGGCAGGUGGCACAGGGCCUUGUGGGCCGUGGGGAGGACUUGGGCUUUUUCCCAAGGGGAGUGGGAGCCAUGGAGGGCUCUGGGCAGAGAAGGGGCCAGACCUGACUUAGGUGCUCACAGGCGCCCUCUGGCUGCCAUGGGGAGGACAGCAUUUUGGUUGAGGAUGAGGGUGAACGCGGGGACCUCAGGGAGGAGGCUGGCUUGUAACCCAGACAGAGAUGGUGGUGGCCUGGCCCAAGGUGGGGGCAGUGAAGGUGAUCAGAAGUCUAAGCACACAGACAACUUUCCUCCAAGGAGUUGCAUUGGGACAGGAAAGAAGACCACACUGGUGCUCAUCGGGGACUCGGGCGUGGGCAAGAGCAACCUCCUGUCUCGCUUCACCCGCAACGAGUUCAACCUGGAGAGCAAGAGCACCAUCGGCGUGGAGUUCGCCACCCGCAGCAUCCAGGUGGACGGCAAGACCAUCAAGGCGCAGAUCUGGGACACAGCCGGCCAGGAGCGCUACCGCGCCAUCACCUCCGCGUACUACCGCGGCGCGGUGGGUGCCCUGCUGGUGUACGACAUCGCCAAGCACCUGACCUACGAGAACGUGGAGCGCUGGCUGAAGGAGCUGCGGGACCACGCGGACAGCAACAUUGUCAUCAUGCUGGUGGGCAACAAGAGCGACCUGCGCCACCUGCGGGCCGUGCCCACGGACGAGGCCCGCGCCUUCGCAGAAAAGAACAACCUGUCCUUCAUUGAGACCUCAGCCUUGGAUUCCACCAACGUGGAGGAGGCGUUCAAGAACAUCCUCACAGAGAUCUACCGCAUCGUGUCCCAGAAGCAGAUCGCCGACCGCGCGGCCCACGACGAGUCCCCCGGCAACAACGUGGUGGACAUCAGCGUGCCGCCCACCACGGACGGACAGAAGCCCAACAAGCUGCAGUGCUGCCAGAACCUGUGACCGCCCGCGCCUGCGCCCCAGCGUGCGUGCUCGUCUCCGCCUGCCCCACCACGGUGUCCUCCCGCCCCGUCCCCACCGUCCCUGAGACCGGCUCGCUCCCGCCCUCCCAGCGAGCUCCGCACGGCCGGGCUGGGGCCCAGGAGGAGCAGGCGUCAGCGGCACCUCCCGGCCCGCCCGGGAAAGCUAGAAGCCCCGGCUCGGCCCGCUGUGCCCGCUCCACCCGGUCCCCGCGGCGUCUCUGCGGGCUGGGGAGGGCG
Messenger RNA from Microcebus murinus (gray mouse lemur), 2124 nucleotides. The record is from RefSeq and is a predicted model, not a curated record. Lineage: Eukaryota; Metazoa; Chordata; Mammalia; Primates; Cheirogaleidae.